Molecule: messenger RNA, 867 nt
Organism: Petromyzon marinus (sea lamprey)
Lineage: Eukaryota; Metazoa; Chordata; Hyperoartia; Petromyzontiformes; Petromyzontidae
Source: RefSeq, a predicted model, not a curated record
CGUCUCGCCCCAGCAAUGGCGGCUGUCCCUGAGUCGUCCUCGCGGCCUCCUCCGCCCGCGAUGGCGCCUCGGGCACCGCGGGGGAAACGCGGAUCGACAUCGCUCCAGCACGAUACAGUUGUGUCCGCGGAAGUGGAACGAGAGCAGGACGCAGAUGACGCCGUGCAGCCCAGCACUGCCCUCCCCCUGCAGCUCUGUGAUCACCUUCAGCUCCAUCCUCUGCAUCUCCAUCUUGGUGGCGUCGGUGGCAUCGGUGGUGGCAGCGGAGGUGCUGGAGGUGAUGGCCGUGGUGGCGGUGGCAAUGGUGGUGAUGGUGGCAGCGGAGGUGGCGGUGGCGGCAGCGGUAAUGGCGGUGGCGCCAGCGGUGGUGGGGCGGAGGUGGCAGCGUUGGUGGUGGUGAUGGUAGUAGUCCUGGCGAGGCACCGCUCUUCCUCCAUGAGGCGCUUCUCCUCCUCGACGCUCUUCACGUUGGCGAGACACUUCUCCUCCACCAGACGCUUCUCUUCCGUGAAGCACUUCACUUUAACGAGGCGCUUCUUGAGGAAAUAGUCUCUGAAGCAGUUCUCCUCUGUGCGGCGCUUCACCCUGGCAAGGCGCUGCACCUCAAAGAGGUGCUCCUCUACCAUGUGGCGUUUCUCUGUCGCAUGGUCCUUCUCCUCCUGGAGAUGCUUCACCCCGCUGAGAUCCUUCAACUCCCCAAUUAUCCUCUGUUCAAGCAAAGAUAAUCACAUGAAUAUACAGACAUGCAAGCAGAAAUUCAUUUAAGUUUUUCAGAUUCAUUUAUUUGGUAUAACCCUGUGAGCUAUGUUGCUCUUGACUCGGGUGCAACCGCAACAAACAAAAACAUGAUCAAGGAAUAUCUUAAAG